GCUCGCCAGCGUCACUCUCACUUUCAGGAAUCAAUAGACAUCGCAGCGCCCAAAGAAGGUUCUACCUGAGGGAGAAAUUGAAGAAAUCGAUUCCAAAGAGCCAUCGACUGGCACUGGUAAAUUAUGGAACUUACCCCUUUCUCUAAGGGGCUAUGGACAGGUGACAAUAAAUUUCUGCAACAUCACUUCACUGACAUAUUAACAAGUGUGCACAUAACCCGGGAGAUCCCUGAAGAUGCUGUUUUCGGUCCCUGCAUCCUCCAGAACAACUUUUACGACACAAUCGCGUUCAUUGCCUUGAAGUCUUCAGAUCGGAGAUGUGUUCCCUAUGUGUUCCGGGUGGAUGUAACUACGUUGAAUAGCUCCACGGAUGGGUUGUCUUGGUUGCGGCUGGUACAAGCGGCGAACAACACCAAGGAGCAGAACCUGGAGGCUUACCUGAAGAGCGGACAACUAUAUUAUCGCUCUACGCGGAGGAUUAGAAAGGACGAGGAGCUCUUCGUGUGGUACGACAACGAACUCUCCACGCUCCUCGGCUUCACUGAUAUCAAAACUCAUACUGGCUCAAACACAUUCAGAUGCACGGACUGUGGCCAGGAACUGAAGUAUGAAAAUCCAUAUCUGGCCCACGUUCGAUUCUUUUGCGGGAAGAGGAAGGAUUAUCUCUGGCGAGAUUUUCAGACCCUUGGCUUUGGUCACAGUGGCCUUUUUAAAGAUCCUUCCAAGAAUGCUGAGCUCAAAGAUAAGAGCAAAGUGACCAACUUUCAUAGGAUCGCCCAUGACUUGGAACAUUCUAGGAAGAAAUCAAUGGCACAGGACGAGGAACGGCCGUCCUCCGAAAAGCACCCCAACAAGCGGAAACUAGAAGGUGUAGAGGACAACAAAAGCAGGAAAACGGUCUUAUUGGAGAAAACAAAUAACCUGGUGUGCGUCCAGAACGGAAUUUCUAAAGAUGAGCCAAGUGUUUUCCCGACGCUUGCGGUUUCUGUUUGGAAGCUUAGUUCUGAUAAGUAUUUAUUGAAGAAGGAUUCAUCGGAGCAUAAAGCAAGUGCAUUUACUGAGGUUCGUCGACAGCGUGAAAAAGCCAAAGCUGAAAAAUUAGAGGGCAGUGCUAAAGAUGAAACCCCUGACCUGACCAGGAAGGUGGGUGCAAGAACAGAGGUGGUUAUCAGUUCCCAUGGCAGCGCCUUCUCCUCAGUUUUACCGUCUGGUGUUAGAGCAGAUGAGCAGAAGAGUGCAUUCUGUCAGCCCUGCAGACGAACCGGGGAAGGGACCCCUUUGCUUCUGAGCCAUGCUACUGCUGAGGUCACCGGGGAUUUAUCUGAUUCUACCGCUACCAGUCAUCUCCUGGGUCCCACUAAUUUGCUAAACUCAAAAUCUGUUAGCACGGAUCUUGGCAAUUCUCACAUAUUACACGCAAGUGUUGCAACCGGCAGCCCGCUUUUAUACCCCUCUGACAUGUGGCCAAAACCGGUUGGCGUUCAACUCCAAUCCACGUCCUCGCUGACGCUGCUCCCGCCGUCCUACACGUCCUUUGGGGUUUCUGCUCAGAACUGGUGCGCCAAGUGCAACGCGUCCUUUCGAAUGACUUCAGACCUGGUGUUUCACAUGAGGUCUCACCACAAAAAAGAGUACGCAACCGACUACUUGAACAAGAGAAGGCGAGAGGAAAAGUUGACAUGCCCGAUAUGUAACGAGUUUUUUAGAGAGCGCCAUCAUCUAUCUCGACACAUGACAUCUCACAAUUGAGUUGUGGAUUAAAACUGAAGGGAGUGAAUUUUAAAGGUUUCCCGACAGUAUGACCAGAAGAAGCUGGGAUGGAAUUCCUCAAGAAACUGUUUUCACUGCAGAAGAGAUUGAGCUCGUCUCACGGGCAAUAUUACAGCAGGAGGGAGAAGCAGUCUUAAAUAUAAAAAAAACAAACUUGCAAUCUAUUUAGGCAAUAAGAUAUAUUAGAGUUAUGUAAAGGUACCAUUGACAUUAAAGGUUGUACUUGUAGGAUAAUCGGUUUGAUCUGGCAAUGAAUUAACUGUGCACCCCAUGGACCAUCCAUGAUAACAAAUUCCUGCUUUUGAAUCUUUGUAAACUUAGAGUAACGAACAUGGAUUCUUGCAGUUGAUACAACGACCUUCAACCUAUAUAAUUAUUUCUGUUUGAUAAUU
Messenger RNA from Mobula hypostoma (lesser devil ray), 2162 nucleotides. RefSeq names its product zinc finger protein 488 (gene znf488). Gene Ontology annotation, cellular component: nucleus. NCBI's taxonomy places the organism in Eukaryota, Metazoa, Chordata, Chondrichthyes, Myliobatiformes, Myliobatidae. The transcript has 4 exons. Gene Ontology annotation, molecular function: protein binding. Gene Ontology annotation, biological process: regulation of DNA-templated transcription; oligodendrocyte development. The record is from RefSeq and is a predicted model, not a curated record. Bases 124 to 1749 code for a protein of 541 amino acids.